Panonychus citri (citrus red mite) is the source of this 1266-nucleotide messenger RNA. Its product is annotated as E3 SUMO-protein ligase NSE2-like. The record is from RefSeq and is a predicted model, not a curated record. Gene Ontology annotation, molecular function: SUMO ligase activity; zinc ion binding. The transcript is spliced from 3 exons. NCBI's taxonomy places the organism in Eukaryota, Metazoa, Arthropoda, Arachnida, Trombidiformes, Tetranychidae. The coding region runs from base 128 to 943 and encodes 271 amino acids. Gene Ontology annotation, cellular component: Smc5-Smc6 complex; nucleus. Gene Ontology annotation, biological process: double-strand break repair via homologous recombination; protein sumoylation.
UAAACCUUUUUGUUUACGUUUUGAGAAUUUACAUAAAUUUUGUAAGUUGUUAUCAGUUAUCUUUUAAUUAACUUUAUUUUCUUGAUUUUUAUCUCUUGAUUAUCAGUUUUUGUUGACUACACCAAACAUGUUUCGAUCACAAUCUAAUUUUGGAGAAGAAGGUCAGAUACGAGAUCUUCUUGGUCUUUUCAAAGAAUGUAUCAUGAAGACUGGUGAAGAUUUGAACAUGUUGGAGAAUAAAUUUGAUAGCAGUUUGAAAAAGAAUAGCAAAUCUAAAUUGGAGAGCAAUAUGAAAGUUCUAGUUGCUUUAGAGAAACAAACUGAUCUUGAGAGAGAUGCUGCGUCCGAAGCAAUGAGCAAGAUUUCUUCCGCUUUCAUUGAUUUGAACGAUGCCUGGUCGGGCUGGGACGAACAAGGGUGGGAUGAGAAUGGAGAAAGUACUCCCAAUUCCUGGCCAACAGAACGCCCUUCAAAUCCUGAAUUUGAUAAAAUUCUCGGUGAUGAACAAUUUGAUCUUUUCCAAGAAACAUUGAACAAAAUCAAAGAAUCUCGUAAAUCAAGUCGGAAACAAGAUCCAAGAGUUAAGGCAUUGAAAACACUUUUAUCAGCGAAACGGCCAAGUACCAACUCCAAUGUUGCUAAUGACGGCGAUGAAGAAGAUGAAGAGAUUGUGGCAUCAACUGAAGAUACAAUUCCAAUUGAUCCAAUUACAAAGAAAAAAAUUACAGAUCCGGUUAAAAAUGUCAAAUGUGGCCACAUUUACGAUAAACAUGGAAUGACAGAUUUCCUGAAAGCCCCUAAUCCAAGAUGUCCAUACAUGGGAUGUGUCAAUAGAGCCCAGAUCACCCCCGCUGAUCUUAUUCCCGACGAAGAACUGAAGCAAAAAAUUGAAUAUCUAAUGGCAAUGGAAGAAGACGAGGAAAGUGAAUCCGAAGCGGAAUAGAUUUCCUAAUAUUAUGCCAACCAAAUAUUAUUUUCACUGCCAUAACCUAAUCAUUUAUACCAAAAAGAAAAUAUAUUUUUCGUACCUGUUAUUGCUAAUAAUCAAUACAAUCAUUUUCCUUGGUCUAGUCUAACCAAGUUCCAAUGUACCUUCAAGUUGAUGGACCGAUUCCAAGAUUCCUAUCAUCAUAAACAUUACUAAUUGAAACGCAGAGAGAAAAUGACACAAUUCAUUGAGAGGUUAAUAGUAGAUCGAAAGAGAGAUUUAAGGAAUGAAAUGGAAAAGCAAAAAGAAAAAUGAACGAUAAAUAUUUGUAAACACUA